AAAAACCCAACAGGAAGUGUCAUCUGGCCGCUAAUAUUUCUAGCUCCGUGUGAGUUUUUAUUAGCCAGCAAAAUAUAACUCCCUCUUUAAAUGCUGCUCUUUUUAUCAAACGCACCGUUUGUUUAGCAUACAUAGGCACUCGGGUAACCAGACUGUGCUCACAGCUUCACUGUCUUUCUGCCCCUUUUGUUUUGUUAAAUGAGCCCAGCUGUCAAACAGAGCUAGCCAGUUAGCUUGUCGCGGCUAGCCGGUGUAACGUUAAAGCAGGUGGACGCGUGCAGCUUUUACAUGUUGACCACAUCACCUCAGCACAGAGAUCACUGAUGGCAGCCCGGCAACCCUUCACAGACACGGACACUUCCGACGAAGCAGUGAGGGCGACCUGUGACGAUGCAACUACAUGCAAAAGGUUUGCAACCAGUAAGGGCUACUGGAAGGAUCCCUACAUCCAGUAUUUCGCAAGAUCUGUGGGGGAGCGGAAGGCACCUGAAAUCAAUAGAGGUUACUAUGCCCGUGUUCAAGGAGUUAACCAUCUCCUCGAUGCGUUUAUAAGGAAAGCAGAGUGUAACUGUCAAGUCAUCAACGUGGGUGCUGGACUGGACACCACGUUUUGGAGACUAAAGGAUGAAAACCUCAUGCCACGGAAGUUCUUUGAAAUUGACUUUCCAACAGUUGUGGCCAGGAAAAUACACAACAUAAAGACAAAGCCUCCCCUGUCCAAACCUCUCAUUGAAACCCACUCAACAGACUCCUUACUACUAGACGCCCACAGCCUUGACUCAGACCGAUACUGCAUCAUCGGGGCAGACCUCCGAGACAUCUCUAAUUUGGAUGAAAAACUGAAGAAGUUCCAGCUUAAUCCAGAAUUACCCACAUUGCUUCUGUCAGAGUGCGUGCUGGUCUACAUGACGCCCUCCCAAUCCUCCAAUCUAGUCCACUGGGCAGCAGAAACCUUUCACACUGCCAUGUUCAUCAACUACGAACAGGUGAACAUGAGCGAUCGAUUUGGCCAGGUCAUGAUUGAGAACCUGCAGCGUCGCCAGUGCACCCUGGCAGGAGUGGAGGCCUGCCAGUCUCUGGACACUCAGAAGGAGCGGUUUCUGAAGACAGGCUGGGAGCACGCCGAUGCUCUGGACAUGAUGACAGUUUACAGCAUGCUGCCCCAGGAUGAUGUGGCAAGAAUUGAGCGUCUGGAGUUCCUGGAUGAGAGGGAGCUGUUGCAACAACUUCUUCAACACUACAGCAUCUGCUGGGCCACCAAGGACAAACUUAACCUGGGUCUGUCACAGUUGGUGUUUUGAGUGUGAAAUCGCUCUGCUGUUGGACAAGAUUUACGUGUGUGUACGCCAAAAUCAACAACAGGAGAAGAUGCGUAAAGGGAGGCGUUGGGAAAGAGGAAGCUCUCAUUCUCCAUCAAGUCCCCGGUUGGGAGCUGUUCCGGUGUGAAAACUCCAUGCAUCAGCAGAAUGUGGUUUCAUAAGCGCCCUUUGUAUCCUGGUACAUGUUGAACAUGACUGCCGUGAGGAGUUUUGUUGCUACACUAGCACUGAAUAAUAACUGUAAAAUGGAUCAUGUUUGUUUUUAUUAAUUUGCUUAAGGGCAUAUUUUGUCAAAAGUAUUGUUUAAAAAUCAUCUCACAUGUGUGAGAGAUGAAAGAAUGUAUGACGUCUGAAGCAUUUUACAUGUCAUAUUUUUAAUUUUAUUUAUGAAUCAGUUGUACACGUCAGACGCGUUUUCUUUCUAAACGACUUGCAUGUGAUAGAAUUAGUGUCAAACUGCAAGAAAUGCAUUCAUUUGCCCGUAAAACAGCUUCCAUCGUUGAGCUUACCUUCAAACAGCAACAGAGGACAUGACAGAUUAAUUUGUGACAGAUUAUAUUUCGUGAAUGCUGGUGAGGUGCAGUUGAAUAAAAAAAAAGUUCAUUUUG
Molecule: messenger RNA, 1927 nt
Organism: Larimichthys crocea (large yellow croaker)
Lineage: Eukaryota; Metazoa; Chordata; Actinopteri; Sciaenidae
Gene: lcmt1
Product: leucine carboxyl methyltransferase 1
Exons: 11
Coding region: 324-1301 (325 amino acids)
Biological process (GO): C-terminal protein methylation
Cellular component (GO): cytosol
Molecular function (GO): protein C-terminal leucine carboxyl O-methyltransferase activity
Source: RefSeq, a predicted model, not a curated record